Arabidopsis lyrata subsp. lyrata is the source of this 1457-nucleotide messenger RNA. RefSeq names its product WAT1-related protein At3g02690, chloroplastic. The record is from RefSeq and is a predicted model, not a curated record. Bases 61 to 1335 code for a protein of 424 amino acids. Lineage: Eukaryota; Viridiplantae; Streptophyta; Magnoliopsida; Brassicales; Brassicaceae. Gene Ontology annotation, cellular component: chloroplast; membrane. The transcript has 7 exons.
CUCCGUUAACUCGAAAAGAUACAAAUUUUAUCCUUCCUCUUGUUCUAAGGACAAGCAACAAUGGAAUGGCCAUGGUCGGCCAUCGCUGCUGCUUCUUCCUCUUCUUCUAGUUGCUUCUUUGCUUCUCCUAACUCUUGCUUGUCUAUUACUAGACGAGCGAAUUCGAGCUGUGCUAACAAAUAUCCAUCGAACAUUUUGGUUAAAUCCUUGCGACAUAGCAGAUUCGACUCGAAGCAUAUUCUCGUUUCGAUCUUUAAACGUCGAAUCAAUGGAGAUUCCGUUGUUCGGAGAAGCACCACUAGCAAUAAAAGCACCGAGGAGACUGAAUCAUCAUCGUCUUCGUCAGUAGAUUGCGUUGGAAUGGGAUCAGACGUGGAAUGCGUCUACAACGGAGAAGAUGAGGAGAAUCGGAGCUCCGGAAUCUUGAACGGCGGAGAAGGAACGUUGCUUGAAUGGACGGUUCUGAUUUCACCCUUCUUUUUCUGGGGAACGGCGAUGGUGGCGAUGAAGGAAGUGUUGCCCAUUACUGGUCCUUUCUUCGUGGCCGCGUUUCGGUUAAUUCCGGCUGGUUUGUUGCUUGUCGCGUUUGCAGUUUACAAAGCCAGACCUUUGCCUAAAGGAAUCAAUGCUUGGCUCUCUAUUGCUCUCUUUGCUCUUGUGGACGCCACUUGUUUCCAGGGAUUUCUUGCUCAAGGGUUACAGAGAACUUCUGCUGGUUUAGGAAGUGUUAUAAUUGAUUCUCAGCCACUGACUGUUGCUGUAUUAGCAUCUUUCUUGUUUGGUGAGUCCAUUGGAAUAGUGAGAGCUGGAGGUUUGCUUCUUGGUGUUGCUGGACUUUUGCUUCUUGAGGUUCCAUCAGUUACUUCAGAUGGUAAUAACUUUUCCUUGUGGGGAAGUGGAGAGUGGUGGAUGCUUCUUGCAGCUCAGAGCAUGGCUAUUGGCACUGUGAUGGUCCGAUGGGUCUCAAAAUACUCAGAUCCAAUUAUGGCUACCGGUUGGCAUAUGGUAAUCGGUGGCCUUCCUCUUUUGGCGAUUUCUGUUAUAAACCAUGACCCGGUUUUUAAUGGCAGUCUUCAAGAGCUAUCCACAAAUGAUGUUAUAGCACUUCUCUACACAUCCAUUUUUGGCAGCGCAGUUAGCUAUGGUGUUUACUUCUACAGCGCUACUAAAGGAAGCCUAACUAAACUCAGCUCACUCACCUUCCUGACACCAAUGUUUGCAUCAAUCUUUGGAUAUUUGUACCUCAAUGAGACUUUCUCCUCAUUGCAACUGGUGGGAGCAGCAGUCACUUUGGUCGCUAUAUACUUGGUAAACUUUCCCGAAGGCAACGACUGAGACACUCUUUCAGUUCUUACUUCACUUAUAAACUUGUUAUGAAGGUGGAAAACGUAUCAAAGUAUCAUCAUGUUCAAUAUAAAUUGUAUAUAGUAAAAUGAAUCAUCAUAGUUCAGUGUUAA